AAAAUUUGCAAAAACAAAACUCAGCUUUCAAAAUCUCCCUUCAUCAGAUGAAUCAGUAUUUCAUCUGGAGUUCUUAAGUCUAAGUCAUUAAAAUGACUAAUUAUUUUUCUUUUUUUCUGUUUUGCUUGGUGAUUGGGAUUUAUGUGAUUCCAGAAUGUUUCUCCAUGGAGAUUGUUGGCGGGAAAGAAGUGGCUCCUCACUCCAGGCCUUUCAUGGUUUCCAUCCAGUCCGACAGCAAUCACAUUUGUGGAGGAGUCCUGAUCCACCCACAGUGGGUGCUGACAGCAGCCCACUGCCGCUUUUUGUUUGUCGAAGGCCAGCCUUCUACAGUGGUUUUAGGAGCACAUUCUCUCUCAAAGAAAGAGCCCUCCAAACAAAGGCUUGCAAUUAGAGAACUCAUACCAUUCUCAGAACAAUUAUCAGAUGACAUCAUGCUGGUAAAGCUUCACACAGCUGCAAAACUCAGCAAGUAUGUCCAGCUACUCCACCCAAGAUCCAAAAACUCUAUCAAAGAUGGAACCAAAUGCCAGGUUACUGGCUGGGGGGCCACCAACCCAGAUGUUUUAGAGAGCUCUGAUACUUUGCAAGAAGUCACUGUUACCGUCAUAAGUCGAAAAGUUUGCAACAGUCAAAGUUACUACAACCACAGACCUGCUAUAACAAAAGACAUGAUAUGUGCAGGAGAUGCCAAUGGCCAGAAGGAUUCCUGCCAGGGUGACUCAGGUGGCCCUUUGAUCUGUAAAGGUGUCUUCCGUGCCAUAGUCUCGAAAGGUGAUAAAUGUGGUGUUGCUAAGAAGCCUGGAAUCUACACCCUGUUAACAAAGAAAUACCGGGAUUGGAUCAAACACAAUCUUGCCUCACUUCACACAUAUUAAGUUUGCUAAUCAUUUGCUUGGAUCCAUCAUUUAUUUGUUUAGUUUUCCCCAUAAUAUGCUUACAGAUCACAUUAUUGUCAGAUGUAGUUGGAUAUAGGUGAAGCCACUUAUGUAAAUUUCCAUGCCCUCAAGACUCAUGUGCCAAUGAACCUAAUUCUUUUCUGUGCGUAUCGCUGAUGUAUCCUUACCAUAUUGAUGUCAUUCUAAAUAAAAUUAAUAGACUUUUGCUUGCCAUUUA
This is a messenger RNA of Cavia porcellus (domestic guinea pig), 1113 nucleotides long. It is a transcript of the gene Gzmk, whose product is annotated as granzyme K. NCBI's taxonomy places the organism in Eukaryota, Metazoa, Chordata, Mammalia, Rodentia, Caviidae. The transcript is spliced from 5 exons. Gene Ontology annotation, molecular function: serine-type endopeptidase activity. Gene Ontology annotation, biological process: positive regulation of apoptotic process; negative regulation of oxidoreductase activity; proteolysis. The coding region runs from base 93 to 875 and encodes 260 amino acids. The record is from RefSeq and is a predicted model, not a curated record.